CACAGUCGUAUAUAAUGCUGGAUGUUGUUGAAUGUAUCUAGCGUCAUAGAGGAAACAGGAUUGUUCGAAGGAUGGCAAAAGAGAAACCAUCUUUACUCUUCUGGAGCAUCCCUUAUUGAUUUAUUUUCAGAGUGAAAAAUACGCCAGUUGGGGUGGAUGCCCCUUAGUGUGAAGAUGUAUCCUAUAACAAAAAUAUUUACGUUUUUAAUUAUUUCAUCUGUAUUUUGCGUUGGAGUCUACUCGAAUGAUGAAGAAAGAUUAGUGCGAGAUUUAUUUAGAGGCUACAACAAACUCAUCAGACCCGUUCCAAAUAUGACAGAAAAAGUACACGUAAAGUUUGGACUCACAUUUGUACAACUUAUUAACGUGAAUGAAAAACAUCAAAUUAUGAAAUCUAAUGUUUGGCUGAGACUUGAAUGGUUUGAUUAUCAACUACAAUGGAAUGAAACCGACUAUGGAGAUAUCAAAGUUCUGAGAUUGCCACCGGACAAAGUUUGGAAACCAGACAUAGUCUUAUUUAAUAAUGCUGAUGGUAAUUAUGAGGUUCGUUAUAAGAGCAACGUACUUAUUCAUCCAAAUGGAGCAGUAUUAUGGGUUCCUCCUGCAAUUUACCAGAGCUCAUGUACCAUUGACGUAACAUAUUUUCCAUUUGAUCAACAGACUUGUGUAAUGAAAUUUGGCUCUUGGACAUUUAAUGGGGAUCAGGUAUCGUUAUCAUUAUAUAAAGAUGCACAUUUCGUCGAUUUAUCAGACUACUGGAAAAGUGGAACCUGGGACAUAAUCAAUGUUCCAGCUUAUUUAAAUACUUAUCGUCAAGUAGAUGGUCCAACUGAAACUGAUAUUACUUACAACAUUAUUAUACGGAGAAAAACUUUAUUUUAUACGGUAAAUUUAAUUUUACCAACUGCGUUAAUUUCCUUUCUAUGUGUAUUGGUGUUUUACUUACCAGUAGGUGCUGGUGAAAAAGUAACACUUGGAAUCAGUAUUCUCCUAUCACUUGUUGUAUUUCUUCUGUUAGUGAGUAAGAUUUUACCACCGACUUCACUUGUAUUACCUCUCAUUGCCAAAUAUUUGCUAUUUACAUUCAUUAUGAAUACUUUGAGCAUUCUUGUGACUGUUGUUACUAUAAACUGGAAUUACCGAGGGCCCAGAACACACAAAAUGCAUAAAUAUAUGCGUUUAAUAUUUCUUAAAAUUCUUCCAACAAUAUUAAUGAUGCGCCGACCGAAAAAAUCACGUCUCAAAUGGAUGUUGGAGCUUCCAAAUGAAAACUCACAUACGACAGAUUCUGGAAACUUUAUAGAUCAACUUCUUGCAUUAAAUAAUAAACGCAAAGUAGACGAGAUACAAUUGACUGAAAUAAUUUAUCAUCAUCCUAAUUGUGAUGUUCGUCGUCAAUCUCAUAGAUCUAAGGCUUCAGAAGCUGAUAGUGGACAGAAAUCAAGAAGUUCAAAUAUUAUAUUACAUCCUGAUAUUAAAGCAGCUACUGAGGCAGUAGAAUUUAUUGCAGAACAUCUUCGAAAUGAAGAUCUUUAUUUUCAGAUUCAAGAAGAUUGGAAAUUUGUUGCAAUGGUUGUCGAUCGGUUCAUGUUGUGCAUAUUUUUUCUAGUAACAAGUGCUGGAACUGUUCAUAUUUUGAUGGAUGCUCCUCACAUCUUUGAAUAUGUUAAUCAAGAUCAAAUAAUUGAUAUUUAUAAGUGGAGAGAUAAUGACAUAGGUUCUGGAUAAUUUUGAUCAUUCAUUUAAGAAUGCAAUUGGUAUAUUUUAUAAAAGCAAGUAAAAACUUUUUAUGUAGAUAUUUAAUAAUAAUUUUAUUCCAGCAUGAACUUUAUGCAAAAUGACGAACAAAUAUUUAAAUUGGUAAUCUUUUUUCUCUUGAGUGAAAAAUAAUAUUUCUACAAACUGUAUUUUCAUGUAAAUUUAUAAGUAUGUUAUGAUGGAAUUUUUCUACAUGAAAUUCAUGUUAACAAUUUCUGAUAUGUCUUCCAUCAAUAUUGAUACAAUAUUUACUUAUUGAUGAUGAAGGAAAUUCGGAGAUUUUAAAUUAAAUUAAAAAUAUUUAUCAGUCACAAUUGAAGUUGCCAAAUAAAGUACAAAUAAAGGAAUAGAAAGAACUUAUGCUCAACAGAGAUGAAUAUUUAUAAAUAUAUUAUAUUUGAAGAUAGAUUUUAUAUUUUAAAUAAUAAAUUGCACUAAUAUUGAGUA
Chelonus insularis is the source of this 2205-nucleotide messenger RNA. RefSeq names its product acetylcholine receptor subunit beta-like 1. NCBI's taxonomy places the organism in Eukaryota, Metazoa, Arthropoda, Insecta, Hymenoptera, Braconidae. The record is from RefSeq and is a predicted model, not a curated record. Gene Ontology annotation, biological process: regulation of membrane potential; chemical synaptic transmission; monoatomic ion transmembrane transport. The transcript has 5 exons. The coding region runs from base 157 to 1728 and encodes 523 amino acids. Gene Ontology annotation, molecular function: acetylcholine-gated monoatomic cation-selective channel activity; transmembrane signaling receptor activity. Gene Ontology annotation, cellular component: neuron projection; synapse; plasma membrane.